This is a messenger RNA of Yamadazyma jaroonii, 291 nucleotides long. The record is from the annotation of a GenBank genome assembly. Lineage: Eukaryota; Fungi; Ascomycota; Pichiomycetes; Serinales; Debaryomycetaceae.
AUGAUUAUCAAAUACUUCACUAAAGUCACAGUAAAAUUUCACCCAUUCACUGCAGGAGCCAAACCAGCUAGAUUAUUCUUAUCCAGAUUACCUUCAGCCAUCAAAUCCCAAUGUGUUAUAGAUUAUAAAGUGUUAUCAGCUACCACCACCGAAAAACCAAUAAUCGAAGUAGUAUUCAAAGACAAACAUAAAAUGAAUAUAGAUCCUGAAACUGCUAAUAUUGUUGAGGUAGCCAAUCAUUUUGAUUCCCAUUCCAGAAAAUUAGCCAUCAAAGAUGCCAUUUCCGAGUAA